CCAGGGGUUGUCCCUGACAGGUUGUAGACGUUGUCUACAAUGCUCAAGAUCACAGGAUAAGUGAUACCUUUGACCCUCAACUGUUAGUCAACCCUAUAGCUCAGUGCUCGUGCGGUGGCCCUGGCGACCAAAUCCAGCAGCUUGAUAGGCUGGAAUCACAUGACUCUGUUAAUCGCGAGUGUAUUUCCGCGUCCACAAGGGGACUUUAGCUCUCUCUCCAGCGGCUUUGAAUAAAAUCCUGAAUAGGAGGAGGUAUUUUUUGCAUCCUUCGCGCUGUCGUCGAAACGUGUCGCCGAGCUGGGGGGAAAUUCGGGAAAGGGGAGCCGCGCUGGAGCACCGCACAGCACCGACACACGACGCGGCACAAACAUGCUCACUCGGGUUAAAUCUGCGGUGGCCAAUUUCAUGGGAGGCGUUGUGGCUGGUGGCGCCGAAGGUGACUAUUCCGGAUCAGAACUGCCGCUGAAAUUCCCAUACACGAGACCCGAGUUCCUAGGACUGACCCAGGAUGAAAUCGAGUGCUCCGCAGAUCACAUAGGACGGCCGAUUCUCAUCCCCAAAGAGACGAAGAGAUUGCCGUGGGCCACUGGUUACGCAGAGGUGAUCAACGCAGGUAAGAGUUCCCUGAAUGAGGACCAGGCGUGUUGUGAGGUGGUGGUGGUGAGAAAGAGACCAGGAGACUCCACCACCCCCAUUAAGACCCCCACCGCCAAGAGAAGAUCCUCGCUGCCCAACGGAGAAGGCCUGGGGUUGAAGGAGAACAGUGCUGACUCAGAGAGUCUGGUAUUCUACUACUGGGCAUUGUUCGACGGCCACGCCGGCUCCGGGGCUGCAGUAGCAGCCUCCAAGCUCCUCCAACACCACAUCGUCGAGCAUCUCCAGUCUGUCCUCGAGGUCCUAAGGAACCAUGCCGUUUUACCACCCACCAUCUUCGGUGAGGAGUCUAACCACCAAAUGACCCCAGGGAUCCACCGGGCCACCCUGAUUCGGGCCGCGUCACUCCGUGGAGCCGCUGGCGCCCCCAGCUCCCCCUGCACCCCUCCACCACAGAGGUUCUUCACAGAGAAGAAGAUCCAGCACGAUAGCCUGGUGAUGGGAGCCAUGGAGAACGCCUUCAAGGAAAUGGAUGCCCAGAUAGAGAGGGAGAAGCAGGUGUAUAACAUCACUGGAGGAUGCACAGCACUGUGUGUUGUUUAUCUGCUUGGAAAGCUAUAUGUGGGAAACGCAGGAGACAGCAGGGCGAUCAUUAUAAGGGACGGGAAGGUCAUACCCAUGUCCACAGAGUUCACUCCAGAGUCAGAGAGACAACGGCUACAGUUCCUGGGCUUCAUGCAGCCUCACCUAUUGGGUGGAGAGUUCACCCAUCUGGAGUUCCCCAGGAGAGUACAGAGGAAGGAGGUGGGCAAGAGGAUGCUCUACAGAGACUUCACAAUGAAUGGAUGGGCAUAUAAAACCAUAGAAGAUGAGGACCUGAGGUUCCCACUAGUCUACGGCGAAGGGAAAAAGGCCAGAGUAAUGGCCACCAUAGGCGUGACCAGAGGUCUUGGUGACCAUGAUCUUAAAGUCCAUGAUUCCAACAUCUACAUCAAGCCUUUCCUGUCCUGCUGUCCAGAGGUGACGGUGUACAACCUAAACCAAUACGAGCACGGUGCUGACGACGUCCUGGUGAUGGGAACAGAUGGCCUUUGGGACGUCCUCUCCAACAAGGAAGUCAACGAAUCAGUCUCCACCUUCUUGGCCAACUGUGACCCCGACGACUUAUACAGGUACACGAUGGCUGCUCAGGAUCUGGUGAUGAGAGCGCGGGGAGUACUGAAGGACCGAGGCUGGCGGAUCACUAAUGAACGGCUGGGAUCUGGAGACGACAUCUCCUGUUACAUCAUCCCUCUGAUGUACGGAAACCGCCAACCCUAGAACCACCUACAGGCCAUGAAUGGAGCAGACUCCCAUCUCUAUGGCAGGCUCCCUCCUCGACCAGCAGUACUGUACCCCUCUCUUUUUGACUCUCUCUCUCUCUGUGUCACCCACCUCUCAGUGCUGUACUAUAAGUGAUAAUCCUUCAAGAUGUUACAAUGUUCCCUUCUUCCCUAAACAGGUAUGAGCUUCAGAUUGUGGUAUGUGACCUAAGAUCCCAGUCAUGUGAUGCUGACCUGUGCAGCUUUGUUUCCUGCUUUGCCACAGUGUGGCUUCAGAGGAGUCACUUCCUGAAGUACAGUGUUUCUUUCAGACCUACCAAGGUUGAGUACAGACAGGUGUUUGUCCGGCAGAAAGUGGUUUUUACUAAAAGUACGUCGUUUUGUAGUAUGUAGUUUUCUAAAACAUCUCACUCGUCUCAACUGGAAAGGGAGGCUGAACUUAGUGAAGAUCACAUUGUUUGACUUGGUGUAGCCUAUGUAAUGAAGAUAAGAUUCUGUAUCCCUCACCAUAAUCUGACUGAGCAAGGUGCAAUAGUUUACUAUGGUACUGUUUGUGUAUGACUUGAUCUAGUUUUUUUUCUCAUUGGUGUAAAAAUGGCCAAAGUCAUUAAAAAAAAGUUAAGAGUUCUAUCUUAUAAUGUAUUCAUAGACCAAGACCCACGUUCUGUUACAAAUCUUAUGACGUAGCUGUAUAUUUAUUUCUGUUAGAUCAUUAUUUUAGGCUGAUAAUGUUCCAGAUGUUUAUUUGCAUGUAAUGCUGCUUGCUUUGGGAAACUGAUGGAGACAUAGUGGUUCAGACUGAACCCAAAGACAAGAGAUGUCUUUGCUGACAGAUGUUUUUGGGGUUUCAUAUAUACUCAAUGGAAUAUUAAGUAUGUUGGCCUACACCACUGCCACUUCAGUCUGUGCCAUUCCAUGCGUAUUUUACUUUUCAAUAUUGUAGGAGGAUUUAUUUAUACUGACUAAUGUAUUGUCACACUUGAUCCUUCAAUCCAGUGCCAGUAUUCCACUUAUGUCAUACUGCAUCAUUGUUUUAUUAGUUUCAUACAUACCAUGAUAAAACAUAUGAAUUGAUGUAAACACACUAUAUCAUUUCCUACAUGUUACAUUGUAUAUUUUGGUGACAUUGUCAGCUUUGAUGUAUUGUUGAUGGUGGCUGAAGUUCUGGAUGAAGUUUUCACAGAUGCCGUGCUCGAAGAUGGUUUCCUAACAUGAGAUACUAAGUUCUGGCUCUUGACUCUGCUAUCUACCCAUCAUACGAUGUGCUACAUUUAGGGCUAUUUCCAAUCAGAUCUGCCUUAACCCACGAUAACUGACAACUGCAUAGCAGUUUGUGUUUUUAUUUGGAUUAUUUGUGAGGUGUUGGAGCUGCCAAAUCAGCAAGUGACUCCCGGCAUUAUACUUAUCGCAGACAUUGCCAUUGGAUGCACGAGUCGCAUUAGUAUAAAUCCCCAUGCAGCCUUGUUGUUUCAAGCUCAAACACUGGAAUGUGUGCUGUAAUCUACACCCCAAUUAGGCUGAAAUCAAGCCUUAUCAAUUUGUUUAACGAGUUUCAAUUUGAGUGUCACUUUCUACAUAGCCUACACUUUCUCAUUCUGAACUUCUAAUGCGGGUGGGUUGUAUAGACAGGUGUGGUUUUCAUCCCCCUUGGGGAAGAGCUGCUCCAACGCAGUUACACGGCUGACAUCAUCUAAACAAAAGCAAGGAAAUUGCUAUGCGGUUGUCGGUAAUGGCAGGUUUACGCUGAAACGGAUUGAAUAGGCCUGAAAGGUCUUGCACAGUCAAAUCAUGUUCAUGAAAUGUGAUGAUAUUUGAAUGAAACCAGAUCAAAGUAGGGAAAAUGACUAUUGCUUCUACAUUGAUGAAAGUUUGAUCAUAUAGUUACUGGUCCAUUCCCCCAUUUGGAUUCAUGUUAUUAAGGGCUUUUUGUGACAUUACAAAAUCCUCUCAUUUUAAUACACCAAUUUAAAUAGGUAUCGCCUUGUAACCAAUAUCGCGGAGGGGAGUGGUUUAGGUAGCUAGUCUAGUGGUGCUACAAUUUGACUGCAGCAUGUCUGCAAAUACAAUGAGGUUUCCCCUAUUCAUCUAAGGCAAAUAUACUUUGGUUUGUACUUUCAUCUGUGUCUGGUGUUAGCUAGGAUCUGGUUGGCCCAGUCUUCAGCCAGCAUGGAACAAAAGCGGGGGAAUGGUUCCCCAAAACCCAAGUAAUUACACAUGUCAAACGGGAGAUUCAUCUAAAAUUCUUGACUAUCGUUAAUAGUCAUGCUAUAUGGACAUUGCCUGACUCCCUGGACAGUAAAAAAAUAAAUAAAAGAUACACUCAUCUAGUCCCGGGUCAGACCACCCUUUUGCCUCCAGAACAGUUUGAAUUCCUUGGGGCAUAGAUUCCACAAGGUGUCGGAAAUGUUCCACCUGGAUGUUGGUCCAUGCUGACACGACAGCACCACGCAGUUGCAGCAGAUUGGACGUCGGAACGUGUGAACAGGUUUGGUCAGUGACAAUGUUCAGAUACGCUGUGGCGUUCAAUCGUUGCUCAAUUGGUAUCAAGGAACCUAAUAUGUGCCAGGAAAACAUUCCACACACCAGUACAUCACCAGCCUGUACCGGUUGACACCAGGCAGGAUAGGUCCAUAGACCCAUUCUGCUUACGCCAACUCCUGACUCAACAGGAACUGGGAUUCCUCGGACUAGAGGAUGUUUUUUUCACUCCUCAAUUGUCCUGUGUUGGUGAAGGCGUGCCCACGGGAGCCGCCGCUUCUUGUUUGUAGCUGAUAGGAGUGGAACAUGGUGUAGGCAUCUUCUGUAAUAGCCUAUCCUUGACGAGGAUUGACGAGUUGUGCUUUCCGAGAUGCCGUUCUGCACGCUACUGUUGGACUGCGCUGUUAUUUGUCUGUUUGUGGCCAUCAUGAUACCUUGUACGAUUCUUUCCAUUCUCCUUUGACCUCUCUCAUCAACAAGCUAUUUUUGCCCACAGGAAUGCUGCUGACUGGAUAUUUUUUGUUUGCUGCAACAAUCUUGGUAAACCCUAGACACUCGUUUGUGAAAAGCUCAGUAGGGCGGCCGUU
Molecule: messenger RNA, 4981 nt
Organism: Oncorhynchus keta (chum salmon)
Lineage: Eukaryota; Metazoa; Chordata; Actinopteri; Salmoniformes; Salmonidae
Product: protein phosphatase 1H-like
Exons: 10
Coding region: 370-1914 (514 amino acids)
Biological process (GO): protein dephosphorylation
Molecular function (GO): protein serine/threonine phosphatase activity
Source: RefSeq, a predicted model, not a curated record